Molecule: messenger RNA, 2231 nt
Organism: Apis laboriosa (Himalayan honeybee)
Lineage: Eukaryota; Metazoa; Arthropoda; Insecta; Hymenoptera; Apidae
Product: transcriptional regulator ATRX homolog
Exons: 3
Coding region: 1110-1985 (291 amino acids)
Source: RefSeq, a predicted model, not a curated record
CAGAGAAAAGAAUUUGACAUUUUGUAUAAUAAAAUAACUAGGAUUUUAUCCUAAGAUUUUUAGUCGUCAAUGUAAUUAAACAAUUAUUUAAAUAUCAUAUAUACCAAUCCAAAAUAGAAAAAAAAAAUUCUACAAUUUAUAUUUAAAAUGCCACGUAACACCCGCAAUAAAUUCAACUACUCCAACUUUACGACAUUUUCCAAGAACUUUUAACAAAGACCAAUCUUCUUCUUCCACGCUCGAGUUCGUUGUAAAUUCACCAAAGAUAUCCCUCCACGUUGUAAUAAACGUAACGAAGCGUAAGAAUCGCGCAAUCGCACUUUGAAGAAACAACGAUUAACAUCAAUCUUGUCAAAAUUUGUUUAUCCCAUUAAAACAAACAGACGAGAAGCAAGAUGAACAUAUAGAAACUGAUUACUGGACCCAUUAUGAUCCAGCUGUAUAAAAUUUGAUAACGAUUAACGAUUAAAUACGAAAAAGUUGAAUGAAAUCGAGCUAUUUCUCAUAAUUAUCUUCUAUGUAUAACGAUAUAUUUAUCACGGUUUAAGAUCAAAUUGUGAGUGGUCGACCGACGUCAGAGUGCGUCGAUACAGAAAGAUUAGAUACGUGUACCGACCUAAAUAUCUCGUCUCGUCGUGGUGCACGAUAUCGGCGAACACCGUGGGAUAGAGAAAAAAAGAGAGGAAAAGAAAGAAAACGAGGAAAGGGGGAUCCACGCGUGGGAGAUGAAUGGUACAGCUAUUUCAGGAACGGCCUGUUCUAGGUCAAGAACGCGAACGCGGCGAAGAGAAUGCUUUACAUUCGACGAACGAGGAAGAAGAUUCGAAUAUUCAAACUUCGAAUAUUGCGCGUUACGAAUCGAGUAUCAUCGUGUCAUUCGUCCACGUAUUGGCGAUCGAUUUCGCGACGAUAUCGAAUCAGAUAUCGCGGGGACCAUUCACUGCGGCGAGAGCCAAUCUUGUUUAUCGAGAUAUCAACACGUAUAAGAUAUAAGAGGAUCGAGCAAACGGCAGCCAGUGUUGUGCUGAAUCUUGGUUUCGAUAGUCACACAAAACGAUCCUCCUAAGUGAAUCGAUACUUAUCAAUUUAAACGCAAGCGCGGAGCAAACAUGCGGAUUUGGGUAUUGUUAACCGUUUUACUGAUCGUCACGAUUCUCGCAUCCGACGUGUUCGCGAGGAAGGCUGGCAAGGAGGGCAAAGAGGUGCAGUCGAAAAAAAGGCACGAGAAAAAGAAGAGGGAUGUAGAGUAUUCGAAGGAAGAGAGGUGGAAGGAUGGAGAGAGGAAAAAGUUGCAAUCGAGGAAAAGGAAUGGAAAGGAAAGCGCAUCCGACGAGAAGAAUUUGGAAAAUUAUUCGGAGAAUCUGGAAGAAACGAACGAGAAGUCGGAGAAGGGUCACAAGUCGAGGAACAAGAAAUUGAAAGAGAAGGAAAAUAUCGAUUUUAAGAGCAAGUCUAGCUACGAAUCCCCGAAGGGGAAGUCUAAGAAGAAGAGCAAAUAUUCCGAGGCGUCGCAGGCUGUUCACGAAAAGGAUUCGAAGAAAUUGAAAGACGAGAAAGCGAAAGAGGAAACGGUCGAGGAGCGAAACAAUGUGAAGAAUGAGAAGAAGUCGAAGGAUAAAAAUGUGGACAAGUCUGAGAGGACGAAGAAAGAUGGCAAGAGGAAGAAGCUUCAGAAAAAGGAAAAAGAGGUGACGGUGGAGGAAGUGGAGAAGGAACCGGUGGAAGUAGAAGAGACAGAGGAGAUUAAAACGAAAUCGAGGAAGAGCAAGAGAAAGUCCGAAAAAGGUAAUCACGAGAAGAAUAGGAAGAAACGAGAGGUGCCAAAGAAAAGGAAAGAAGAAGAGGUGGGAACGGAAAUAGUGAUGCCUGAAGAGAAGAUCUCAGAAGUGGACGCGGUAGCCGAAAAAAGUUGUUCGAUAACGAAAGAGAUCCAAGAUGAAGAAAUGCGAGAGGAUUGUGGGGAUGAGAAGUGCAACGAAGCGUGAAAAAUUUAUAAUCAGAAAAUAUUAUGAAUCAUCGUAUUUUAAUUAAUGAUUCAAAGAUAUAUCGAAGAGAUUGGUAUUGGUAUUGCAACUCGAUACGAUUUCUCGAGUCUUCCAUGAUGAUGAGCCAACGAUUUCACGCAUUAUACGAAAUUUCAUUUAUUUAAUCUCUAUGCAUAUCAAAUCAUACUUGUUACGUUAUUUACAAAUAACGAAUUUUUCGACAAUAAAUCGUCUAAUUAAUCUUAA